AUGGUGGUGCGUACACAGUCCUCAGCAGCCGGCGUGCUCGCUUUGCUCUCAGAACCAGAACCAGCAUUCAAACAACAUGCCCUCAAAGCCUUAAACUCCAUCGUUCCUCAGUUCUGGGCAGAGAUCUCGGAGCACAUAGCACUUAUAGAGAGCUUACAUGAGAGUGACGAGAUAUCAGCAGAUGCUCGUGAUUCCGCUGCAUUGUUGGCGAGCAAGGUUUACUAUUUCCUGGGGGAAUACGAUGAAGCUUUGUCGUUUGCCCUCGGUGCCGGGAGUGCAUUCCAGACAGAGACCCAUGCAUAUGGCUCUGAGGAAUAUGUUGAAACAGUUGUCUCCAAAGCCAUUGACAGGUACAUUCAACUACGCUCUGAUGCAUCAUCGGACAAGCAGUCAAAGAUAGACCCACGACUUCAACAUGUCGUUGAAGGAAUUUUCUCGCGUUGCAUUGCAGACGGAGAAUACAAACAAGCCAUCGGGAUAGCGCUAGAAUCUCGUCGUCUUGACAUAAUAGCUCAAAUAUACAAAUUGACUCGCGAACCCUCACUUCUGUCAUACGCAAUGGAGGCAGUACUCGACACCGGCUUUUCGCUUUCAUAUCGUGACCAAGUUCUCAACUUUUUACUUCCGCUCUUCCCUCAACCGACAAUGCGAACGAGAUCUCCCCAUAUCCAUGCUCUAACUCGUUUACUUGUUACCCUGAGCAACCCUUCUCUCGCCCUCCCUAUCUUGACUUCGCUCGUACCUAAGGAAACCUUACUCGCGUACCAAUUCGCGUUUGAUUUAGUGGAAGGAGGUGCUCAAGAUUUCUUGGAAGCUUUAAGGAAGGAGCUUCCCGAGGGUCAGGGUGAGACAAAGGAAGUUUAUGAUAAACUGCGUAGCAUUUUGGGACGAUCCGAUUCUGUGAAACUAUACCUCGAAUUUUUGAAGCGUAACAACAAAGUCGAUCUUUUGAUACUAAAAAAUACGAAGGAAGCGCUUGAACCUCGUUCAUCAAUAUAUCACACAGCACUCACCUUGCAAAACGCAUUCAUGCAUGCUGGCACAACUUCGGAUAUAUUUUUGCGUGAAAAUCUCGAAUGGUUAGGAAUGGCGUCAAAUUGGUCCAAGUUUUCCGCCACUGCUGCCCUGGGAGUCAUCCACAAAGGCUAUUUCCAAGAAGGUAUGGCUAUUCUGGGGCCUUACCUGCCUCAGGCCGGUGGCGAAAGCCAAAUGCUGGGUGCCUCUUAUUCAGAGGGAGGUGCAUUAUACGCUCUUGGUCUGAUUAAUGCUUCUUGCGGUAGUGGAGGAUCUGUGGAAACGUAUUUGCGAGACACUUUAAAGGCUUCACAGGGUGAGGUUGUCCAGCACGGUGCUGCUCUAGGUCUUGGUGUUGUCAGUAUGGGUGGCAAAAAUGCGGACGCAUACGAUGACCUCAAACAAACGCUUUUUACGGAUUCAGCUGUUGCGGGUGAGGCGGCUGGAUACUCUAUGGGUCUCGUUAUGCUAGGGACAGCAAAUGCGACCUGUGCAGACGAGAUGUUGACAUAUGCGCGCGAAACCCAGCACGAGAAGAUCAUCAGAGGUCUGGCGGUAGGCUUGGCCUUUAUAUACUAUGGUCGGCAAGAGGAGGCGAAUGAAACUAUAAAGUCGCUCCUAGCAGAAAAGGACCCUAUAUUGCGCUAUGGUGGUGUGUAUACCCUGGCUCUGGCUUAUGCGGGCACGUCGAACAACGAUGCCAUUCGUCAGCUCCUACACAUUGCUGUCUCCGAUACAUCUGAUGAUGUGCGGAGGGCGGCAGUAACGUCUCUAGCAUUCCUCCUAUUCAAAAACCCGAGUCAGGUUCCCCGAAUCGUACAAUUGUUGAGUGAGAGUUAUAAUCCUCACGUUCGUUGUGGUGCAACGCUCGCUCUUGGUAUCGCGUGUGCAGGUACAGGACUACAGGAUGCCAUAGAGAUCUUAGAACCUAUGACAAAGGACAGUGUUGACUUCGUCAGACAAGGGGCUUUCAUCGCCCUUGGAAUGGUUCUGGUUCAACAGUCAGAAGCAUCAUCUCCCUCCAUGUCGUCUACACGUGCGCUAUACGCAAAAGUUAUAUCUGAUAAGCAUGAAGAUCCAAUGGCUCGCUUCGGCGCCGCAAUUGGGCAAGGUUUCAUAGAUGCAGGUGGUCGCAAUGUCACUAUCAGUUUGCAGAGUCGUGCAGGAAGCAGAAACACCAGUGCCAUCGUUGGCAUGGUACUUUUCUGCCAGUUCUGGUAUUGGUACCCUUUGGCCCAUUGUGCAUGCUUGGCUUUUGAGCCAACCGGCAUCAUUGGGCUCAACGGAGACCUUAAGGCGCCUGUAUUUGAGUACGUAUCAAAUGCCAGGCCGAGUCUCUUUGCCUAUCCUUCACCAACCAAGCCUCCGAAAAAGGAGACUGUGGCGAAGGUGGCGACUGCAGUUCUUUCUACAACUGCCAGGGUCAAAGCAAGGGAGAAGAGGAAGGCAGCAGCGGAGGUCGAUGCAAUGGAAACCGACGAGAAGCCCGAAUCGAAAAAGGAAAGCGAUGUGGACAUGAAGUCUGACGAGGCUCUCUCAGGAAAGCACGGCGAUGUCUCACCUAUCAAUGAAUCUAUGUCAACGUUUGUGGAAGAGAGUAAGGCGUCAACAUCGACAAAACGCAAGGAACCUACAUCAGAGAGGCUACCCAAUUUCUCACGUGUAACUCCUGCCCAAUGGGCUCACAUCGCAUUCCCUCGCGAUGGACGAUAUCAGCCUGUUCGUGCUGUUUCUGCUAACACUGCAUCUUCAGUGAAAGGUGGAAAGGCGGCUGCGGUAUUAACAGGUGGUUUACUCGAGCUAACUUCCGAGAGAUACGCUGGAGGUGGUGGUAUUUUGAUUAUGGUUGAUGAGCGUCCAGAUGAAGAGGCUGAAUUCAUCAGUUUCGAUCCUCCUGCUCCGCCACCUGUGGUAGAGGUGGAAGUCCCUAAUGGGAACGCGAUCGUUGGUGCACCAUCGCAUAAUCCAAUCAACAUUGCCUUGGACGAGAGCUCACCUGAAGUCGACCCUCCAGAUUCAUUCGAGCAUAUUGACACCAUCAGCGAUGAAGAUAGUCUCGUGAAACGACUUCUGCCAUAUACUAUCAUUUGCGCCAUGAGGGAGAGGACAAAGUUCACAGCAUCGCUUCUUGCCAGACUCGGGAACCUCAAGUUCAUUGCGACUACUGGACCCUGGAAUGCCGGAAUUGACGUAGCUUAUGCCGAGCAAAAUGGGAUUGUGGUGUCUGGUACAGGGGCUCAGGGCAACUCAACCUUGGAACACAUCUGGGCAUUGAUUCUGGGUACUGUCAGAUACGUGCCCAUGGAUGAUGCGGAUGUUAAAGCACGUAACUCCCGAUGGCAAACCCGCAUGCCGAUGGGCUUGGCUGGGAGAACUUUAGGUGUGGUUGGUCUUGGACGGUUGGGCUCUCAAACAGCUCAAAUUGCAAAAGCAUUUGGUAUGAGAGUGGUAGCAUGGUCCCCCAACCUUACCUCUGCACGGGCAGAAGCAGCUGGCUGUGAGCUUUCGAGCAAGAAGGAACUAUUCCAGAACAGCGAUGUGGUGUCCAUUCACAUCGUUUCGUCGCCACGCACUCGACACUUGAUAAGCGCCGCAGACUUGUCCAUCAUGAAGCCUAGUGCUUUUUUCAUCAAUACAUCGCGAGGACCCAUCGUGAACGAAGACGAUCUAAUCGAUGUCCUGCAGCGCAAGACUAUCGCCGGGGCAGGGCUAGAUGUUUUUGACAUUGAGCCGCUUCCACUGGAACACCCAUUUCGCAAUUUGGACAAUGUGGUGCUUACGCCUCAUACGGGUUAUGUCAGUGACUCUAACUAUGAGGCAAUUUGGGGACAGACAGUCGAGAACAUUGUGAAGUUUCUUGAUGGCAAGCCGAGUAGAAUCCUGAAAAGCUCGUAA
Molecule: messenger RNA, 3909 nt
Organism: Serpula lacrymans var. lacrymans S7.9
Lineage: Eukaryota; Fungi; Basidiomycota; Agaricomycetes; Boletales; Serpulaceae
Exons: 14
Coding region: 1-3909 (1302 amino acids)
Biological process (GO): proteasome-mediated ubiquitin-dependent protein catabolic process
Cellular component (GO): proteasome storage granule; proteasome regulatory particle, base subcomplex; nucleus
Molecular function (GO): NAD binding; oxidoreductase activity, acting on the CH-OH group of donors, NAD or NADP as acceptor
Source: RefSeq, a predicted model, not a curated record